Erigeron canadensis is the source of this 1626-nucleotide messenger RNA. RefSeq names its product protein FAR1-RELATED SEQUENCE 6-like. Gene Ontology annotation, biological process: regulation of DNA-templated transcription. The coding region runs from base 1 to 1626 and encodes 541 amino acids. The transcript is spliced from 4 exons. Gene Ontology annotation, molecular function: zinc ion binding. The record is from RefSeq and is a predicted model, not a curated record. NCBI's taxonomy places the organism in Eukaryota, Viridiplantae, Streptophyta, Magnoliopsida, Asterales, Asteraceae.
AUGAAAGGGAGCUAUCAGAAUGUAAAUGGGACAGUUGACGACUUCAGAAAUUGGAAAAGAGACCUGAAUGUCUUUAUUAAUGAAAGUGACUCUCAAAUGUUAGUUAACAAAAUGGAGGAGAGAAGGGAGUACAUUCCGGGGUUUUCGUUUGAAUACAUUCUUGAUGACAGUCAAUUGCACUCACUUUUCUGGGCUGAUGAGGUGGCGAGGGUCAACUAUGAGGAAUUCAGUGACAUUAUGUCUUUUGAUGCAACGUACCGAACAAACAGGUACAACAUGAUGUUCGUACCAUUCACUGGAAUUGACAACCAUGGUAAGUGUGUAACCUUUGCUGCUGGGCUGAUAAGAGAUGAAAAAGCAGAGACCUACACAUGGCUUUUAAACUGUUUCAUGAGGUCAUUCAAUAAAGAGCCAACGAUGGUGGUAACCGAUCAGGAUAAAUCGAUGGAAAUUGCAAUAAAGAAUGUGUUUAAGACGGCAAAGCAUAGGCUGUGCAUGUGGCACAUAACACAAAAGUUGCCAACAAAGGUUAAAGAGGCAAUUCUAAGUAUUGAAGAAGAAUCAGAAAGAGACUUUAAGAAGAGGUUUGACAAUAUAGUGUGGAAUAUGCACAUCGAGCCACAUGUUUUUGAGGAACAGUGGGAUAAACUGAUGAGUGAUUUCUCGUUGAAGAAUGAUACAUGGUUCAAGUACAUGUUCCAAGUUAGAUCAAAAUGGAUACCUGCUUACUUCACAGACACUCCAAUGUUCGGUCUGAUGAGAACAACCUCAAGGUCAGAAAGCGAAAAUGCUUUUUUUUCACAUUUCACAAGACAAGGAGCAAAUUUGGUACACUUUAUGAGUGGCUUUGAAUUUCCAAUGUUGAAGCAAAGGUCAACACAGAAGAAGUUGGAUGCUGAUGACAUCAAAAAAAGCCGAACAUUGUGCACCAAACUGAAUAUUGAAAAGCAUGCUUCAAAAAUAUACACAAAAACAAUUUUUGAGAUUGUUCAGAAAGAGAUAGAGGCUUCGCUGUAUGCAUGUUCAGUGGAUCAGAUGACUAUCGAGGGUGAUUGUAAAGUUUAUCUUAUUAACGAAAGAUUAGGGAAGAAUCCACUGGACACUGGAAAAAAUGUGAUACAAUACAAGGUACUUUAUAACCGGCAAGAUGGAUCGGUUAUGUGUACUUGUAGACACUACCUUCGUUACGGUCGCCUAUGCCGACAUUGUUUUGUGGGUCUGAACAACAAUAAUGUGGAAGAGAUACCUGCACAAUACAUAAUGAGGCGAUGGACGAAAGGAAUCAUACCACCAGAUUUGAGAUCGAGGAGAAACAGAUUCAACAAUGCAAAUAUGGGUACUCAAAAGCUGGUUACUGAUGUAACCUCGCUUGUUGAAGAUUGCUUGCAUCUACUUGUUAAUGAUGAAAAAAAGCUCACAGAAUUUCUGGAAAAAAUGAAAGACUUGAAGAAAAAAGUUGAGGAUGAAAUACCGAAACAACCCUCAAAGAAAAAAAAUGACGUUAUAGAAAAAAUGACGGGUGUUCCUAAGCCGAAUACAAAUAGAAUAAAAAACCCACCAGUUAGCUCAUACAAAGGGUGCUUCAGAGACAAACGUUUGAUGGGUGGAAAGAAAAGGGGAUUAUAG